Cladophialophora carrionii CBS 160.54 is the source of this 693-nucleotide messenger RNA. RefSeq lists its product as uncharacterized. Gene Ontology annotation, molecular function: O-methyltransferase activity. NCBI's taxonomy places the organism in Eukaryota, Fungi, Ascomycota, Eurotiomycetes, Chaetothyriales, Herpotrichiellaceae. The record is from RefSeq and is a predicted model, not a curated record. The transcript has 2 exons. The coding region runs from base 1 to 693 and encodes 230 amino acids.
AUGGCAUAUCAAUUCCCCAACCCUGUCGAAGCGUCCGACCACGUCCUCGCCCUUCUCGACCGUCUCCACCGGCAAUCCGAAGCCCAAGAAGCAGGCUUCGACAUCUACAAACACAGCGCCUCGGCGUCGAACUUCAAAGAGGCCGUCCAAGACAAGUUCAUCGCCCUCGACCAGGACAAAUGCCACUGCUUAUACACGCUCUGUCGCGCCCUCAACGCCAAGAACAUUGUCGAAGCAGGCACCAGCUACGGCGUCAGCACCAUGUACUUGGGCCUGGCUGUGACGCGGAACAUCGAAGCCACGGGCGGGACCGGGACCGUGAUUGGCACGGAACAUGAAACCUCCAAGGCUGAAAGGGCUCGCGCGUACUGGGCCGAGGCCGGCGAGGAGGUGUCGCAACACAUCGACCUGAGAGUCGGGGAUCUGCGGGAGACGUUGAAGUCGGAUCUGCCUGAGGAGAUUGACUUGGUGCUGUUGGACAUCUGGGCGCCGAUGACGCUGCCGGCCCUGAAGCUCGUCCAGCCGAAGUUGCGGUACGGGGCCGUCGUCGUCAUUGAUAACCCGAUUGCCUCGGCGGACAGGUAUAAGGAUUUGUUGGACCACUUGAGGGGCCGGGACAGCGGCUUUAUCAAUCUCACACUGCCGUAUAAUAAGGGCUUGGAGAUGAGCGUGUAUGUGCCUUCUCGAAAAUAG